Molecule: messenger RNA, 1770 nt
Organism: Thyridium curvatum
Lineage: Eukaryota; Fungi; Ascomycota; Sordariomycetes; Thyridiales; Thyridiaceae
Exons: 3
Coding region: 1-1770 (589 amino acids)
Cellular component (GO): fungal-type vacuole lumen
Molecular function (GO): metallocarboxypeptidase activity
Source: RefSeq, a predicted model, not a curated record
AUGGUUUCCUUGAAGCAGACAGUCUCGACAAGCCUAUUACUCGCCGAGUUGGCAUCUGGCUACUCAACCGGUUGGAGCCAAUACCUCCUUGGCCUUGACAACCUUCCAGGUUUUCGAACAUUCAGUCAUGGCACGUUAACGGCCCACCGGAAAUGCCCCCAGUUGAGACCACUUGAUCCUUCGGACGAUGGGCUGCUCAGCUCUGAUGAUAUUUUCUCGGGAAAAGAUGCGCUUGAAAAGCUGGUCGAGAACCACCGGCCUCUCGUCGAGAUAGACUCGAUCUGCUACGACGACCUCGGAGACUUUGACACAGACGAGAGAUGGAAGCCAUUCAACAACAUCAGCAAGGUGUUGGAAGACCACUACCCCAACCUCUACGAGAACGCCAAGGUGGAGCUGGUCAACACCUACGGCCUGGUGUACACGAUCCAGGGCUCCGACGAAAACCUCGCCCCGAUCCUUCUCACCGCCCACCAGGACGUAGUCCCUGUGGAGGAGGAGACGCUGGACCAGUGGGACUACCCGCCGUUCUCGGCCCACUACGACAGCGAGAGCGGGUACCUGUACGGCCGCGGCGCCUCGGACGACAAGUCGGGCAUCACGGCGCUCAUGUCGGCGAUGGAGGCCCUCCUCGAGCAGGAGGACUACGAGCCGCGCCGCACCGUCGUCUUGGCCUUCGGCUUCGACGAGGAGUGCGGCGGCGCGCGGGGCGCCGGCGAGAUCGCCAAGGUGCUCGGGGACCGGUACGGCGAGGGCGGCAUCGCCGUCAUCCUCGACGAGGGGGGCGCGGGCCUGCAGACCCUCGGCGACACGGUGUACGCGCUGCCGGCCGUCUACGAGAAGGGCUACCUGGACGUGUGGUUCGACCUCGACGUCGUGGGCGGGCACAGCUCGACGCCGACGCCGCACACCGCGAUCGGCAUGAUGUCCGAGGUCGUCGUCGCGCUCGAGGCCCACCCCUUCGAGCCCGAGAUCGCGAAAGGCGGGCCCGUGCACGAGGCCCUCGUCUGCCUCGCCGAGCACUCGCCCGACGCGUUCCCGGAGCUGACGCGGUACGUGCGCCGGGGCGACCUGAAGGGCGCGGCGGCCGCGCUGGCCGCCGUGUCGCGCGACACGCAGUACUUCAUCCAGACGUCGCAGGCCGCGACGGUCGUCGCGGGCGGGCAGAAGAUCAACGCGCUGCCCGAGUUCGUGACGCUGGGCGUGAACCACCGCUACGCGCCGCAGGACAGCGUCGGCAGCAUCCAGCACCGCAUCGCGCACCUGGUGGGCCGGGUGGCAGAGAAGUACGACCUCGAGGUCCGGGCGUUUGAGGGCGACGAGGACUACGACGAGUACCUCGCCGCGCACGGCCUUGCGCCUGUGGCGGCGGCGGCGGCGGCGGCAAAGAAAAAGAAGAAGGACGCGCAGCACGGUCUCUGGGAGCCGGUGUACAACGGCACUCUCAAUAUUGAGGUCCGGAGGAAGUCGUACGUCACGCCGCAGUCGCCUACCAAGGGGGCCGUCUGGGACGUCUUUGCGGGGACGGUGCGCCACUCUUUCGCAGACCUGGCGCGGCACGUGGUUGUUGCUCCGGGGGCCAUGACUGGCAACACUGACACCCGGCACUAUCUUGAUUUAUCCAAGAACAUCUACCGGUGGAGCCCUGGGAGUCUCAAGUCCUUCAGCAACAUCCACACGUUCAACGAGAGGCUUCUCAUGAGCGAGCAUGUCAACAUGGCCAAGUUUUAUUACGAUUUCAUUCGCAAUUUUGAUCAAGCAGACCUGUGA